Messenger RNA from Sander lucioperca (pikeperch), 6069 nucleotides. It is a transcript of the gene plekhg4, whose product is annotated as pleckstrin homology domain containing, family G (with RhoGef domain) member 4. Lineage: Eukaryota; Metazoa; Chordata; Actinopteri; Perciformes; Percidae. The transcript has 25 exons. The coding region runs from base 115 to 5916 and encodes 1933 amino acids. The record is from RefSeq and is a predicted model, not a curated record. Gene Ontology annotation, molecular function: guanyl-nucleotide exchange factor activity.
UCAGAGCAUAAUCAGACCUGACUGGAGACACACACAGAGAGAGAGAGAGAGAGAGAGAGAGAGAGGGGAACAUGUUCUCACACUGGAAUAUACAGCAACUAGUGACAACACAGCAUGGACUCUGAAUCUUUGGACCGGUGCAUCCAGACGGCCCUGUCGGCGCUCUACCCGCCCUUCCAGGCCACGUCGCCGACCGUGCUCUGUCAGGUCCUCAGCGUGGUAGAAAGCUGCUACAGAGGAGACGGCCUGCGCUACCUCAUCCACUUCCUGCUGCCUGCAAAGCAAUUCUUAGUCAACCUGCAGCAAGAUGCCUGCUUGCAGUACUGUGGUCUGUUGUUCCGUCAUGAAGGCUGGCCUCUGUGCGUCCACGAGAAGCUAGUUGUUCAGCUCUGUCCUCUGGACCCCCGUCUCCUCCGUCCAGGAGACUUCUACCUGCUGGUUUCUCCCCCCGCGGCCGCCACCACUUCUCCUCGCCGCUCCGCGGCCGCCUCCCCCUCCCCCCGCCUGCUCCUGUGCAGCGUGUCAGCCGGCGGCCGCCAUGUGGAGCAGCAGGAGGUGUCUCCGUUAGCGCUGGGCUCUGUCUUCAGCAUGGCGUGGCUGGACUCGGUCAACAGGGAGCGGGAGCAGCAAGGAGCGUCCCGGCUACAGCGCUGCGUCCUCUCUGCGCACGGAGACGUCUUCAGGGUCCCCUGGGAGGACCUGGUCUACCCGCAAUUCAUCAGCCCGCCCCGCGCCACCCUGAAGGAGCCGGAGGAGCCGCGCGGAAAGGAUGGAGACACACUGAGUCCCUGUAAAGACACUGGCUCAUCCGGACAGGAAGUAAAGCUGCUCCAAUCAGCAGCGAGCAGCGAGGGCGACGACUCAGAGGGCGAGUACGUGGAGCUGACGGAGCUGCCUCGCUUCUCCCCGCAGAAAGGCUCCUUAACCCAGUCCAUCAGAGCCAGGACCAGCACACACACCACUGCACACACACCUCACACACCUAACAUCGCACACACACUCUCUGAUUCUACGACACACACUCCCAAAACCCCUCACACACUUUCUGCUGACGCACACACACCUCACAACGCACACACACACUCUGAUUCUACUACACACACUCCCAAAACCCCUCACACACUUUCUGCUGACGCACACACACCUCACAACGCACAUACACACUCUGAUUCUACUACACACACUCCCAAAAACCCUCACACACUCUCUGAUUCUACGACACACACUCCCAAAACCCCUCACACACUUUCUGCUGACGCACACACACCUCACAACGCACACACACUCUCUGAUGCUUCACACACUCUCUCUGAUGUUGCACACACAUCUAACAACACACACACUCUCUCUGAUUCUACAAAACACACUCCCAAAACCAUUAACAGGCACUCUGAUGCUUCACUCACACUUCCUGAUGCUGCACACACUCUUAAAACCUCUCAACCACGUUAUGGUGCUUCACACACACUCUCUGAUGUUGUAAACACACCUAACAACCCUGAAACACUCUCUGAUUCUACGACACACACUCCCAAAACCCCUCACACACUCUCUGCUGCUGACCCGGCUAACGCUGGCUCCCCCCGGCCCUGUGCGGAGGUCAGCUCCCACACCGAGCUUUGCUCGCGGCUCAUCGAGGAAAACCUGAACCAGGACUCGUGUGGACCUCUCAUCCUCCCCCCCUGCACCUCCUCCGCCCGCCAGACGCCACAGGAACAGAAAGGAGGUACUGACUCAGAGGAGGAGCGAGGGAAAGAGAGGGAGACAGAGGAAGACAGAGAGAGCGAGACAGAGGAAGACAGAGAGAGCGAGACAGAGGAAGACAGAGAGAGCGAGACAGAGGAAGACAGAGAGAGGGAGACAGAGAGGGAGACAGAGGAGGAGAGGGAGAAAGGGAAGCGUGAGACAGUAGUUGUUGAAGGUGAAGAGAAGGAAGAAGAAACCGAGGAUGAAGAUGAAGAUUUGUUGACUGAAAGUGGCGAGACGGAGGAAGAGGUGGAGGAGGUGGAGGUGGAAGAGGAGGUUCAGGUUACAGUUCUGCAGCAGAGUCAGGAAAGAAGGGAGGAGGAGCAGGUGAUGAACGAAGAUGAGAGAAAAGGAGGGGAAGAGGAAGAGGAGAGACGAGGUGAACAGACGCACGCAGAUAAGAAAGCUGAUUCAUGUUUGAACGCACACGCUGAAGACUCUUAUUCUGAAAAUACAGAAAAACACCCUGAGGACUCUUAUUCUGAAAAUACAGAAAACAAACACCACCAGGAAGAGAAGGAGGAUGAGGAAGAGGAGGAGAAAGAAGGAGAAAGAACUGCAGAACUUCAAACUAAAGGUCUCGGCAGCCUGUCUGCCAGUCCCAGUCCAACAGAACCGGACCAAUCAAGAGCCUCUCCACAGCCGGACCAAUCAGCAGCCUCUCCACAGCCGGACCAAUCAGCUGCUGCCACAGUCCCAGUCCUGUCCUCCUCCUACAGAGUGCUGCUCACAUCUGGAGCGCUGUGUCUGCCUGGAACCAGAGACCGCGGUGGUCGAGCUCUGCUGACGGUCAGCACCGGGAACGCCGUGUGGUCGGACCCGUCCUGUGACAGCGCCGUGCUGCUGCGCCUCCUGCUCUACUACUCCUCCACGCUCAGGAAGGAUGUGGCGGCGUCCGGGCUGACGGUGUUGGUGGAUGCCCGCCGAGCGUCUCCGGUCCCCGCCCUGUUCUCCGCCAUCCGGGCCCUGCAGGAAAACAGACCAGGCUCCAUCCACACCGUUUUAAUGCUGCUCAACAAGGACUCUGUGUCUGCGCGACCAGACAAACCUGCAGCCCCCCAGGUGGAGGUGUUGAGCUCUCUAAAGUCAGUUCAGAAACACGUGGAUCUGCAGCAGCUUCCUGCAGAGUUGGGAGGAUCUUUCAGAUUCAGUCAGAGCAGCUGGCUCUGCUUCAGAUCAAGAGUGGAGCAGCUGACCAAUCAGUGUGGAGACGUCAUCACACUGCUGCAGAAAACCAUCCACAUCCUGCUGUCCACACCUCUACCUGCUGCAGCUGAGGAUGCCGAGCAGCUGAUGUCCAGGUACGAGGCGGUGAUGCGUAGCGUCCUUGAAGACAGCCGAUUGGUGCAGCUGCAGCAGGAGGGCGGAGCCUCGCUGUCGCGGCUGCGGCGAGAGGAGAGCAGCAUCAGCGGCGCGGCGGGCUACGUGGCGGCCGUGGAGGCCGUGGCCAGUCUGUACGACGCCGUGGACGAUCUGCUGCACCGUCUGGUGACGCUGUCCAACGGCCGCACGCAGGCACUACGCUUCAUCCUGGACUUCAGGGGGCUGGAGGGCGGCUUCACCGAGGUGCGGUCGUGGCUGCAGGAUGUGGGAGAGGUUCGUCUGAAGAGUCUGGAGGAAGCAGAAGAUUCUCUGGAGCUGCUCAACAAGAAACUACAAGACUUCAAGGAGUUCCACACCACAGCAUACGAGUACUGCAGGCGUGGCGAGGCCCUGCUGGCUCGUCUGGAGCGUUAUGGCGACCUGUCGUCAGCUGACCUCCACGUCUACGAGGUCAAAGUUCACUCCUUCUGGGCUCAGCUGCAGGACUUCUGCCAGCGGGUCAACACCACGGGCCAGAACAUUGAGCGGGCCCUGGGCCUCUACAGCUUCCUAGACCAGGCGUAUGGCUGGGCCCUGGAGGGCAUGCGUCAGCUAGCUGCUGUCAGUAUGGAGGACUGCACGCUGCCGGACAAAUGCACGGCUGUGAUUGGCUGUCUGGAGGACUACCAGCGCCUGCACUCGCCCAUUCCAGACGCCCGUUUCCAGGAGAUGAAGACGGUGGCGGGCGAGCUGCGCGGCGAGCGCGGCCUCCGCCAGUGGAGCUUCGCCUGGUCCAAGUGUCAGGAGACCAAGAGGAUGUUCGACAGGAAGAUGGAGGCCGCGCUGCACACGCGGGACUCCGCCCACCGCCAGCGCUCUGACUCAGCCAGGGGAACGCUGUCGGGACUCUGGGGCGUCCACGAGACGGAUGAGGACAGCAGCACGUCCUCCUCGCCCCCUCGCCCCUCCUCACUGCUUCCCCUCACCUCCUCCACGCCAGAGCGCACGCCACAGCCCACGCCACAGCAGACGCCCCUGCUGCAGCGUCUGUUCCGUAGCGUUUCCUCCGAUGUCUCAGCAGAAACCUGCUCCCCCAGCCCAGCUCUCCCCCGCGUCUCCUCUUCCUCGUCCUUCCUGUCGUCCGUCCGGCGUCAGACGCUCAGGAAGACGCAGAGCUUCGACUGCCCGUCCACCCCCGAGGCGGCGCGCUACGGGCCGUGUCACCGCGCCCUCAGCGAGCCGGCGCGCAGAGGAAACACGGGCGUGUUCAUCCGCGGCCUGGAGGUCAGCAGCUCCGAGGCCGCCGACCAGACGCUGUGCCCCAGGAAGGGGACUCACGGCUGGGCAGGACAGGGACCACGCAGCCCCGGGACCCCCAGGACCAUUGGCAGCCCGACAGCAUCAGACCCCCGGCCCCGGGGAAGUAAGCUGCGUCACGUGGUGGAGGAGAUGGUGACCACGGAGAGGGAGUACGUGCGCUCCCUGCGCUACGUCAUCCAUCACUACUUCCCCGAGAUGGAGCGCUCCGACCUGCCUCAGGACCUGCGGGGGAAACGCUCCGUGGUCUUCGGGAACCUGGAGAAGCUGCUGGACUUCCACAGCCAGUUCUUCCUCAGAGAGCUGGAGGCCUGCUGGAAGCACCCACUCAGAGUCCCCCACUGCUUCCUCAGACACCAGGAGCAGUUUGGGCUGUACGCUCUGUACAGCAAGAACAAACCAAAGUCUGACGCCCUGCUGGCCAACCACGGGAACUCCUUCUUCAGGAGGAAACAGCUGGAUCUGGGUGAUAAGAUGGAUCUGUCCUCCUACCUGUUGAAGCCAGUUCAGAGGAUGAGUAAAUACGCUCUGCUGCUCACCGACCUCAUGAAGGAAGUGGCCGUGGCCCAGGAGGCGGAGCUUAACGCGCUGCAGGCCGCCACCAACAUGGUCAAAUUCCAGCUUCGCCAUGGCAACGACCUGCUGGCAAUGGACGCCAUCCGAGACUGUGAUGUGAACCUGAAGGAGCAGGGUCAGCUGAUCCGCCAGGAUGAGUUCACUGUCUGCACCGGGAGGAGGAAAUGUCAGCGCCACAUCUUCCUGUUUGAGGAGCUCGUUCUCUUCAGCAAACCCAAGAAGAUGGAGGGAGGGCUGGACGUAUUCAUCUACAAACACUCCUUCAAGACGGCAGAUGUGGGUCUGACGGAGUCGGCCGGAGACGACGGGCUACGCUUUGAGAUCUGGUUCAGAAGGAGGACGUCCAAGAACCAGACCUUCAUCCUGCAGGCCUCCUCUCUGGACGUGAAGCAGGCCUGGACCACCGGCAUCGCCCGCAUCCUGUGGACCCAGGCCACCCGCAACAAAGAGAUGCGUCUGAAGGAGAUGGUGUCGAUGGGAGUCGGCAGUAAACCGUUUCUGGACAUCCAGCCGAGUGACGCAGCCAUCAGCGACCGAGCCGUUCAUUACAUCAUGAAGAGCAGAGGUGCCAGAACACGUGCGUCCAUCGCCGUCUCUGUCUUUGAUCACUCUCAUCCUUUCAAACGAGGAGUGGUGACCUCUGACCCCGCAGCCUCUGGGCCUUCUUCAUCUGGUCUGCUGGGACCCCUCAACCUGCACAUGUACAGUCAGAACUCGUCUCCGGCCGCUGAAAGCUCCUUCAUCACUUCCUGUAUCGAGGAGGACGAGCAGGAACACGAGACCAGCAGCCAGCCCUCCAUGACCACAGAGAGUUCUGGCUCCUCGUCCCGCUGUCUGUCCGGCUCCACGGGAUCAGACAGCGGCUGCGUCUCGUCCCACCUGCAGGAGGACCCCCCCCCCUCCAACACACACCUCAACAGCCAGUACAUUUCAGCUGAAUCAGGUCCUAUCAUCAGCCCGGCCACCAUGGUGUGAUGAUCUUCUGGACUCGACAGUCGGAGUGCUUCCUGCUGCAGUUUGGAGUUUCCCGACAGUUUCCCCGUUAGCGUUAGUUCAGUAUGAUUUCUGAAGUAGUAUUUAUGUGUUGCAGGUCUGGUAGUCUGUGUGUAAAUAAAGCUGUUGAGUUGA